UAAUAUCUUUGCGGAUAUAACCUGUCUGGCUCAGAACUCAAAGAUAGAGGAGCUCCAUUCAGCUAUGGAAACUCUAGCUCUCAACAAUACAAACACUGCUUUGUAUCUAUCAUCAAGACCACAAACCCAUCUCAUCAAUUCUCCAUUCUUUCCGUACAUUCAUAGAAAAUAUGGUCUCUGCAAUCGUAAAAACUUAAACUUUUGUACGCUUAAACUUUCUUGUAAGCUCACUAAAACCUCUCAAGAUUCUGUGAACACCAAGAAUUUGCCUAUAAAAAUUGUGGGUCCUGCUGAUAAGGCCCCAUUGUUAUCGGAGAAGGGCAGUGCAACGUCAGAGAGUAAUUCUCAGAGCAAGCCUGGCCGGAAAAAGGCCACCGGAAAAAUGUUGGUGAAGAGAUACUCGAAAAAGGUUCUGUCUGUUUUGUCUAAUCUGUCUUUGGCUAUUGGGGAAAUGUUUGCUAUUGCUGGCUUAAUGGCUAUAGGAACAUUCAUUGAUCAAGGUGAGGCUCCAGGUUAUUAUUUUCAAAAGUAUCCCGAGGAGAACCCUAUAUUUGGGUUUGUAUCGUGGCGAUGGAUUCUCCCCCUUGGCUUUGACCACAUGUUCACCUCUCCAAUUUUCCUCGGAACUUUGGCUCUACUUGGAGUAUCUCUUAUGGCAUGCACAUCUACAACCCAAAUCCCCAUCGUUAAGGUAGCAAGAAGGUGGUCUUUUGUGCAUUCGCCUGAUACAAUUAAAAAGCAGGAAUUUUCCGACACUCUGCCCAGUGCCUCACUUCAAGAUUUAGGUGUCAUAUUGAUGGGGGCUGGAUAUGAGGUAUUCCUAAAAGGGCCAUCUUUAUAUGCUUUUAAGGGUCUGGCUGGAAGGUUUGCUCCAAUUGGAGUACAUAUUGCAUUAUUAUUAAUAAUGGCCGGUGGAACCCUCAGCGCAGCAGGGAGCUUUAGAGGAUCUGUAACAGUUCCUCAGGGUUUAAACUUUGUGGUUGGAGAUGUUCUGGAACCAAUUGGAUUUCUAUCUACUCCUUCAGAAGCUUUUAGUACCGAGGUUCAUGUAAACAAGUUCUACAUGGAAUAUUAUGAUAGUGGAGAGGUCUCCCAGUAUUACACUGAUCUUUCACUAUAUAACCUUGAGGGUAAGGAGGUGCUGAGGAAAACAAUUAAAGUUAAUGAUCCUCUAAGGUAUGGCGGGAUCACUAUUUACCAGACAGAUUGGAGCAUUUCUGCACUACAAGUACUCAAAGAUGAUGAGGGCCCUUUCAACUUGGCUAUGGCACCUCUGCAAAUGAAUGGAGGUGACAAGAAGCUCUAUGGAACUAUUUUACCUGUUGGAAAUGUUGAUUCUCCGAACGUUAAGGGAAUAUCAAUGCUUGCUCGUGAUCUCCAAUCAGUUGUCCUUUAUGAUCAAGAAGGCAAAUUUGCAGGAAUUCGACGACCAAGCUCUAAGCUUCCAAUUGAGAUUGAUGGGUCAAAAAUUGUAGUAGUAGAUGCAAUAGGUAGCAGUGGCCUGAACUUGAAGACUGACCCAGGAGUACCGGUUGUCUAUGCUGGAUUCGGAUUUCUAAUGCUCACAACUUGCAUCAGUUUUUUAUCUCAUUCACAGGUAUGGGCAUUACAAGAUGGGACGUCGGUGGUUGUCGGGGGCAAGACUAAUCGAGCAAAGACCGAAUUUCCGGAUGCAAUUAAUCGCUUACUCGAUCAAGUGCCAGAGAUAGUUGCAUCUUCACAGCCUAAGUAACGAGAUACUAGUUAACCGGUGAGCCUCAGGAAGGGCAUACUGCACUUUCUAUUAGAGAAGAAUGAUAAAGAUAUAAGCAAAACACCAUUAUCGAAGAUUUGAUAAGCAAGAGCAACAGAAGAAACAAGAGACAAGUAAGCUUGCCUAUGAUCCGAAAGUGGGACCACAUAUCCUUGUUGAUUUUUAGUAUAGAGUAUCUAAUAGGUUAUAUGGUUUUUCCACGUGAGCUUUAUUAAGUUGUACUGUACAUAUUGUUGUAAAGAAUCACAGAUAACGAAUUCGGAAAUAAAUUAUACACAAAUAUUAUUAAAA
Molecule: messenger RNA, 2044 nt
Organism: Daucus carota subsp. sativus
Lineage: Eukaryota; Viridiplantae; Streptophyta; Magnoliopsida; Apiales; Apiaceae
Product: cytochrome c biogenesis protein CCS1, chloroplastic
Exons: 8
Coding region: 65-1732 (555 amino acids)
Source: RefSeq, a predicted model, not a curated record